AUGCUUAUCCCUGCACCAGCAAUAUUGCCAGAGAUUCAGCCAUCUGAGCCAAAAACCAGCCAACCGACAACUACAGCACCAAUAAACGCAAACACAACCACAACUGAGAAACUAAGCGCAUUGACUAUGCAGGCGUUUCCAGAUCUAGUCUUAGCAGAUAAAAGGUUCUAUGUCAACGAACAAGUAGAUCUUAUACUUGGCGGGGAUAUUUAUCCGCAAAUUAUUUUGAGUGGCUUGAAGAAAAAUGUUCUUAGUACACUUCUCGCCCAAGAAACUGUGUUCGGUUGGAUAUUAACCGGUCGCACUGACGCACAAAAUCCAACCAACAAUAUAGUUUCCUAUUUUAGCGAAGUGGCCUUGGACAAGCAGCUUACUGCUUUCUGGGAAGUUGAGGAUUUGCCGAAGAACCAAAAUCUUAGUGAAGAGGACAAAUACUGUGAGAAACUAUAUAAGAAAACCACUCAGCGAUCCGAAGAUGGGAAAUAUAUAGUUUCACAACCUUUGAAGCAGGAUUUCCCAAUAAAUAUCAGCCUAGGACCCUCUCUUAAAAGGGCAUGCUCACAAUUCUUCCGGAAUGAGACGCGACUUGCCAAGGAUCCCGUCCUACAAAAAGAAUAUAGUAGGGUCCUAGCGGAAUACGAGUCGUUGGGUCAUAUGUCACAAAUACUAAAUAAUAUCCCAGCAGAUUCCUCCGACAACUAUUUCUUGCCACAUCACGCGGUCAUAAAGGCAGAGAGCACCUCAACAAAAGCGCGCGUCGUUUUUAAUGCCUCAAGUCCGACGGCAAAUGGCACCAGCCUCAACGAUCAACAUCGGGAAGAUGUACCGGCAAAUUAUGGUGAAUGA
This is a messenger RNA of Rhagoletis pomonella (apple maggot), 846 nucleotides long. RefSeq lists its product as uncharacterized. The transcript has 3 exons. The record is from RefSeq and is a predicted model, not a curated record. NCBI's taxonomy places the organism in Eukaryota, Metazoa, Arthropoda, Insecta, Diptera, Tephritidae. Bases 1 to 846 code for a protein of 281 amino acids.